Messenger RNA from Pseudophryne corroboree (corroboree frog), 2337 nucleotides. RefSeq names its product RAB2B, member RAS oncogene family (gene RAB2B). The record is from RefSeq and is a predicted model, not a curated record. Gene Ontology annotation, molecular function: GTP binding; GTPase activity. Gene Ontology annotation, cellular component: Golgi apparatus. The transcript has 8 exons. NCBI's taxonomy places the organism in Eukaryota, Metazoa, Chordata, Amphibia, Anura, Myobatrachidae. Gene Ontology annotation, biological process: vesicle-mediated transport; positive regulation of exocytosis. Bases 242 to 886 code for a protein of 214 amino acids.
UAGUGUGGUAGCGACAAAUUUCCCUUCGUGGAGAGGACCUUUCCCAUAAACCCUGGGUCAUAGUGUGCUGCUGAUUGUAAUUCUUCUCCAGCAACCAAUCAGCGGAUACUUCCUGUAGCAAUAGAGAGGGAUAGAACGUUUCCAAACAGAACAGAAGAUCAUAGAGAGCACAUCUAGGGGAGAGAGCGCCAAGUCUGAUAUCCCGGUUUAUUAGUAUAGGUGAAGUUGGGUUGCAGUCAUCAUGUCGUACGCCUAUUUAUUCAAGUAUAUAAUCAUCGGAGACACAGGUGUUGGAAAGUCCUGUCUCCUACUACAAUUUACAGAUAAGAGAUUUCAACCUGUUCAUGAUUUGACUAUAGGGGUUGAAUUUGGUGCCCGAAUGAUCAAUAUUGAUGGAAAGCCCAUCAAACUGCAGAUAUGGGAUACGGCUGGACAGGAAAGUUUCCGUUCUAUAACACGGUCUUAUUACAGAGGGGCUGCAGGAGCGCUGCUUGUGUAUGAUAUCACUAGACGGGAGACAUUUAGUCAUCUUACCUCUUGGUUGGAAGAUGCUCGACAGCACUCCAGUAGUAAUAUGGUCAUCAUAUUGAUUGGCAACAAAAGUGACCUUGAGGGUCGUAGAGAUGUUUCAAGGGAGGAGGGAGAAGCAUUUGCUCGGGAACACGGACUUAUAUUUAUGGAAACUUCUGCCAAAACUGCAGCCAAUGUGGAGGAGGCUUUUAUUGGCACUGCCAAAGAGAUAUACAAGAAAAUCCAGCUGGGGCUCUUUGAUGUAAACAAUGAGGCUAACGGAAUCAAAGUUGGACCCCAGCAAUCCUUGCCUGAGCCACUAGGGGGCGCACGGCAAAGCCAGGUGGAAGGGAGAAGUUCAUCUGGAUGUUGCUGAACAAGAUAAAACGGUCAAAUAUGAAAAAGGUCCAACUUCUGGCUCGCCAUAUAUUUGCACCUCUUCCCUAUUUUAGUCUCCUGUCAUUCUCAUCAUGUUUAAAUUGGCCUCUGAGGGGGGUGUUCAAUUUGCGCAGUUUUUUUGACCAGUCGAAAAAACUGCACUUUUCGCCCAUUUUUAGGUCGAAUUUACAUUUGACCUAUUCAAUGCCCAUGCCGUUUUUUCGCCUGGUCGAAAAACCGACAUGGGUGAAAGCCAUAUGGCUCUGCGAAUUUGCCGCCAAUCCACGUGUUUUGUCGAAUUUGUGGGCGUUUGACAGUUUUUGGAUCCGUUUUCACCCAAUUCAACAGAAAAACAAACAAAGGCAUGGGCGAAAAUGGAUUCAAAACCGCCCGCUAUUGAAUACACACAGUUCGAAUUAGUGCUGAUUUUCUAACUUAGAAAAUUUGGCACUAAUUGAAUAUAACAUAGAAACAGAAUUUGACAGCAGAUAAGAACCACUUGGCCCAUUUAGUCUGCCCCUUUUUAUUUAUCCUUUAGGUAAUCCUAAUAUGUUUAUUGCACACUCAAAAGGGAUUCCUUUUUUUAAAAAAAUUAUUUUGUCAUUUCAUUCUGCUUAAUGUAGCAAAAAUUAAUAUCUUUGUUUAUGAAGGUCUAAGAUAUCAAUACAGUGUUCUAGAACAAAUGAGGAGAAAUCUGUUUACAUUUCAUCUGUGGUUCCCAAACUAUGUCCCUAGGCAUCCUGGGGUGCCUCAGAACACUUGCAGGGGUGCCUUGGAUUGGUGGUCCAGGACCAAUUCAGAUUUAUUGUCAAUGUAAUAGGCAAAACCAGAGCUUGUGGCUGCCAAUCAUAAAAUAUGUGGACAAAUAGAAGCAAAUCAUGUGUCUUACCGCAUAAUUAAAUGAUGCCAUAUAAACCACUGCAUUACAUUAUUUUUCCCAUAUAACGUGGAAUUUUAGAGGUAAAUAAUAAUGACAUUAGAUAAUGGUACUCCCUGUUGGCAAGGUAGCUGACUAGUGUCUGGUAGCAGAUUGGCAAAUUUGUACUCACUUUUUGGUGAUCAUUUCUAAUAAGGUGAAUUGAACUCAAAAGAAACAGUGGUGUGAUCCCCUGGUACACACAGCAUGGAAAUUCAGCUUGCCUUCAAACUAAGGGUCUUAUUUAUGUAUUUAUUUCUUUAUUUAUUGUAUUUAAAUACAAAUUGAAAAAUUGUUUUUUUUAAAAACGUUUUGAUUAUAUCUUUUUCAGACUGCGCUGUUUUGUUUAAUUUGAUGUUAUUUUUUAUUUAUUUUAUUUUUUAUGUAGUCCUUAUGUACAUCAUUUUAAUUUAUGUUUUAGCACGUUAAUGCCUGUCGGUAGUCACCAGAAUAUACCAUAAAGUAUAUAGCACUUUAUUUGUUUGUUUUCUGGUUGCCAAUGAAUGUGUUAAUAAACUUUUUCCCAUGAUAAA